This is a messenger RNA of Notothenia coriiceps (black rockcod), 1246 nucleotides long. RefSeq lists its product as uncharacterized. Gene Ontology annotation, molecular function: serine hydrolase activity. NCBI's taxonomy places the organism in Eukaryota, Metazoa, Chordata, Actinopteri, Perciformes, Nototheniidae. The record is from RefSeq and is a predicted model, not a curated record. The coding region runs from base 208 to 900 and encodes 230 amino acids. The transcript is spliced from 2 exons.
ACCAGACACCAGACGGUGGCGGUAAAGCAGCAUGUCGUUGUUUGCCAACCACCAAUAAAACACCACCAACCACACGAAGAAGAAGAAGCAGCUCAUGCUCAUACGUCACCGAGCUGGCUCCUCCGCGGAAGAUCUGACCGGCCGACCGAACUCAUUUUCAGGCGAACAGGAGCACCAGGGCUGCCCGGGACAUUGUAACUCCGCAGAAUGGGAAACCGGCUGCUCUCCUCUGGGGGUGACAUAUGCCCGUCUGAUCACGUCGACGGAGGAAAGUUCGUUGCCAGGAGGAUCAGCAAGGGCAUAACUUAUUAUUUUGCUCCACUCUCGGGGGCAGAGGAACAGAAAUUAUCUGCUAACAAAGAAUCUCAAUUGCACACUGCACACUGCCCUAUUUCUACCCCAUCACCCUCAACUCAGCCCCUCAGUGACUCCUCCCCCGCAGACCCCUCCUCAUCCUCUCCAUUGCUCUCAGAUUCUCCUUCACACACAUCUGCCUCCUCCCAAAACACCCAAUCACAAUCUGAAUCCACUGCCCGACCCCUUCUUCUUUUCUUCUCCUGGCUCGGUGCCCGGAAAGUGGCAGUGGCCAGGUACCGGGACCUUUACCUGCACCGGGGCCUGGAUGUCCUGCUGGUCCAGAGCAGUGUGAUGCACUUCCUGUGGCCUCGGUGGGGGCUAGACUACGGGAUGGAGGUUUUGAAGGUUCUGGAGGAGCCUCAGUUUGCAGGGAGGGCGGUGCUGGUCCAUGCCUCCUCCAUCGGGGGCUAUACUUUCACACAGACACUCACCCACAUUGCUGAGGGAGAGGAAAAACAUGCAGGCCUGGCCAAGAGGGUGAUAGGACAUAUCUAUGACAGCCUGGUGGUUGGGAGUCUGGAGAAUAUGGCGAUAGGUGAGUGAGUGUCCCUCUCCUCAGGUUACUUUUCGUGGGAUAUGCCAGUCAGAUCUUUAAAUAAUUAACUUGUCAGCUGACCAGGAAUUAUUUGUGGCUGCUCGUGUCUGUGCUGCCUAGAGUGUGUGCAAACGGUUUAUACAUUCAUCAGUUCAGUUAUAAUAUUUGGACAUGGUGUUCAUAUUUUUUUACGAUUUAGGCAUAUUUUAAAACAGACUCAACAUGUUAUUUCAAACUUUAGUAUGACUUUAAAUAUGUCAGUAUAUCAUAAUCUCUUCUAAAUCGGCCUUAAAAUUGUAGAAAAGGUUUCAGAAUUUACCCACACAUUUCACAUUUUUAAAGGUCCCAUUUCAU